Messenger RNA from Opisthorchis viverrini, 366 nucleotides. RefSeq lists its product as hypothetical. The transcript is spliced from 4 exons. The coding region runs from base 1 to 366 and encodes 121 amino acids. The record is from RefSeq and is a predicted model, not a curated record. Lineage: Eukaryota; Metazoa; Platyhelminthes; Trematoda; Opisthorchiida; Opisthorchiidae.
AUGUCCACAGCAACCAACGAUAUGGAUUCAGCUGUUGAAGAUAUAAGGCAUCUUUAUAAAGAGGACACCAAAGAACUUUUAAACAGCGGUGACGAAAAGAUGCUGGAAAAUCCAAUGGAGGUCGAAACGCCGACAAGCUAUCCCAACGCAGUGGAUAUACUUCUUUGUCUGUUGCGUACACAUUCGGAUCCGCAGCUACGUGGUCAACUUUGCGUUCUAUUCGGCCAACUCAUAUGCGCCUCUCUCAUCCAUGAUGUUCUCCUUGAAGGUGACGGAUCUCCGGUCCUGACCAAGCCGUACGAUGUGCUACUGGGUGCGAUUGAUCGAGUACUGUCUUCCUCCGUCGAGUCUUCGGAAACCACUUAG